GAAACUGGAGUUAUUUUGGAAUGAUUUGACAAGAUAGAGUAAAUCCAAGGCCACAGUAGUUCUAUAAAACCCCUCACUCAAUGCAGCUAGAGCAGUGUGAAAUCAUGGCUCUCCUGUGGAUUCUCUCUUGCCUCGCCUUUAUUGGCGCAACAUACGGUUGUGGUGUUCCCGCCAUUUCUCCUGUCGUUACUGGAUAUGCCAGGAUUGUGAACGGUGAGGAGGCCGUGCCACACUCAUGGCCCUGGCAAGUGUCUCUGCAGGACAGUACCGGCUUCCACUUCUGUGGUGGUUCUCUUGUUAAUGAGUACUGGGUCGUGACCGCUGCUCACUGCAAUGUCAGAACCUCACACGUUGUGGUCCUUGGAGAACAUGAUCGCUCCUCUAAUGCAGAGAACGUUCAGGUCAUGAAAAUUGCAAAGUCUAUCAGACACCCCAAAUACAAUUCAUACACCAUCAACAAUGAUGUUGCUGUGAUCAAACUGGCCACUCCUGCCCAGCUCAGCCCCCGUGUCUCUCCUGUGUGUUUGGCCGAAACCAGCGACAACUUCGCUGGUGGCUUGAAGUGUGUCACAAGUGGAUGGGGCUUGACCAGAUACAACGCUGCCAACACUCCUGCUCGUCUGCAGCAGGCCGCUCUGCCACUGCUGACUAACACCAACUGCCAGAGUUACUGGGGCAGUAAAAUUACUAACCUGAUGAUCUGCGCUGGAGCCUCUGGUGCUUCCUCCUGCAUGGGUGACUCUGGUGGUCCCUUGGUGUGCCAGAAAUCUGGAGCUUGGACCUUGGUUGGUAUUGUCUCCUGGGGCAGUGGCACCUGCAGUACAUCCAUGCCUGGAGUGUAUGCUCGCGUCACUAGCCUUCGCUCCUGGAUUGACCAGACCAUCGCUACCAACUAAAGCCUUUACGGCCAUGCUGUUCUGACUGCAUUCUCUCUUUCUUCCUUAUAAAUAAAGAAGAGAUUGUUACAAUGCA
Messenger RNA from Silurus meridionalis, 972 nucleotides. Its product is annotated as chymotrypsin A-like. NCBI's taxonomy places the organism in Eukaryota, Metazoa, Chordata, Actinopteri, Siluriformes, Siluridae. The transcript has 7 exons. Gene Ontology annotation, molecular function: serine-type endopeptidase activity. The coding region runs from base 81 to 896 and encodes 271 amino acids. Gene Ontology annotation, biological process: proteolysis. The record is from RefSeq and is a predicted model, not a curated record.